AUGCCGGAAGUGGUUGACUUGACAGAAGAGCCCGUGAGGAUCAGCUUUGAAGUCCCAGGCAAGCCAUUGCCUGAGAAGAGGAUGAGAUUGGGCAAGUAUGGUCUGUACCAUCCAGGAAGUAAAGAGAAGCAAUCAUUCAGGCAAGCAGUGAAAGAUCUGGUUCCAGCUACAGCCAGUGGAGUGGUGUUCCCUACUGGUGUGCCGGUAACUGUGGAGGUGCACUUCUGGAUGAGGAGACCCAAUACUGACUUCAAAGGCAGUAGGAGAUUGAUGGGCAUUCUCAAGAAUUCAGUUCCUUUUGUGAGACCCAUCAUUCCUGACAUUGACAAUAUGCUGAAGUUUGUGCUGGAUGGAAUGAACCGGUUGGUCUACCAUGAUGACAGCCAGGUUGUGAAAUUGGUGGUAUUGAAGCUACUGGACAAUGAGGGUUCCUGUGAGGGAAGGACCCAGGUGCAAGUGUAUCCUUAUAGUAGGCCCUAG
Molecule: messenger RNA, 480 nt
Organism: Seminavis robusta
Lineage: Eukaryota; Bacillariophyta; Bacillariophyceae; Naviculales; Naviculaceae
Source: the annotation of a GenBank genome assembly